AUGGGAUUGGAUACUUCAUUAAUUCAAGGUUCAAUGGUAUUUCAUAACCUCGAGGGAAAAUCUCAAAUGUUCAAGCUUAAGAAUAUGAGCUUCCAUGCUCCCUCUGAACAUACUUUAAAUGGAGUUCGUUACGAUGCUGAACUUUAAAUUGUUCAUCAGGAGUAUUAGGGCAUUUAACUAGCAGUAAUAUCAAUCUUGUUUGAUGCAUCAAAAGAUAUAAGCUCUUGCCUAUUUGAAAAGCUCAACCUAGGAAAUCUGACUAGAUUAAAUCAAACUAAUUUAACUUACCCUGCUAGUUUAGCUAACCCAACAGUUCAAAGAAGAACAAAUCUAAAAGUUCCUUUAAAAGAUUAUGUUGAGAGAAUGGGAGAUAGUUUCUACUAUUAUCAAGGAUCAUUGACCAUUCCUCCUUGCCAAGAAAAUGUCCACUGGAUAGUAAUGUCUGAAGUAUAAUAUAUAACACUUGAUUAAAGAUCUCAACUUAGCAGAUUAUGGCAGUAAAAUCCUACAUUUGCCAGUGGAAGAGGCAACAAUAGAGUGACUCAGAAUUUAAAUAAUAGAAAUGUUUACUAUCGUCAUGUUUCAUUAGAAGAACACUUUGAAUCUUUAACAAAUCAUUUCAUGCUACCAGAAUUUGGAAUGUAGUUGGAUAUGAUGUGCCUAAUUUCAAAAGUACAAGAUGCACUAGCUUCGGUUUCGGAUAAAAGAAAAUACAAACGCAUAGUUAGUUUUUUUCUUCAGUAAUAUUUUAUCAGAGGAUAGUCCACCACCAACCAGCUAUAAUAUUCCAAGUUGCUUCGAUUAGAGGAAGCAAAAGAGUCAAGCAUUUACAUUUGGUUUAUCAAGAGAUUCGUUUUAAAGAGUAAAAAUAUCUCCUUAGUUUAAUUUAUCAAUAACGCUGGAUAGGUCUAUUUGGAGAAUCAGCUUCCCUAAGAAAGAAAUGUCCCAGGACCAGGGUAAUAUGAGCCAAUAAAAAAACUAGGAGAAAAUGCUCUAAAGCUGACGAUAGGUACAAAAACUGUUGAUCCAAAAACUUUGACUUCACAAAAAUUUGUUCCAGGGCCUGGAACCUAUGAGCCUAAGAAUAGCAUUAACCAAACAGGGUAAUUUGUGCUCAGCAAUAUGAAAUCCACUCUGACCCCAUCCUUCAGUCUUCCUAGUUUAAAGCAAUUGCCUGGUAGAAGACUUGAUUAUGUUGAGAUGAUGAAGUAUGUGCCAGGACCAGGGCAGUAUACUCCUAAAUUAGACCUAGGUGAUAAACCUGUCGUUUCAGCUUUCAGAUAAUCAAUUCAACCAACUCUAUACAAUCAUGACAGGUUCCCAAGAAACGAUAGAAAUAAAAACAUGCCAGGACCAGGCUACUACCAGACAAUAUCUGAUUUCGGCAUUUAUGGUAGCCCAAAGAAUUAAAAAACUUUGAGAACAACAUCGAGUUUAUUUUCUACAAAAAAUAGCGAUAAUGCUAAUGUCAAAAAGUCUUAAUCGUUUGGUGCAAGUAGAGUGAGAGAACGUCCAGAGAAGGACUAUAAGUCAUUUUUGAAAAAUUAAAGACUAAAGAUGUCGGAAAACCAGACAGUUUUAGAUCAUCACGAUAGGGAAAUGAAGGAGUUUAUUGAGCUAGAUUAAAUAAUCAGGACAAGUGUUAUUGAAUCAGCUGAAAAAGAAAAAGAGGAGAUGAAGCAUCACAAAAAGCAUAAAAAGUUUAAAUAUAUUGGCUUAAGCAAAUAAGAACUUAGACAACUAGGUACUUAGUAGAUAAUUGACAAUCUUAAUGAGGAAAAAAAUAGACUAUUUAAGAAAUACAACAUUGAUACGAGUGACGAAGAAACAUCAGUUAAAUAGCCUCGUUCUUAAUUAAACAAUCAGAAGAAGAAACAUUCUAGUUCACUUAUAGACUUAGGAGUAUUCUUUUAGUAAAAUUCUUCCAAAGUAAAUGAACCGUUCGAGAAUUUCCUACAACAUUAAUAUACAUUAAAAGCAUUCUCUGGAAAAGGUAUGUUUUCAGAUAAUAAUAAGCUAUAUCCUCCAAGAACUUCAAAGAACUAGUAGUUCAAGGAAAAGGAAUAUUCGGUGUUUAGUUUACCUAGGGUUUCAAUUGCUAAAUAAACCACCAAGGAAAGUUUUACUACUCCUAAGUCACCCUUUCUAUAAUAAUUAAAAAAUUCUGAAUUAAUUCCGUCAAUAUCAAUCUUAGAUAGCUUGACACCCACAAAUAUCAAUUCAAGGAAUAUGCAUAGAGAGACAUCGUAGUUAAAUGCUUAAGAAACUGAGGUGAUUUAUAGUUUGGCACAUCUCAAGCCCUUCGAUGCCAGGGUGUAAUUCUUAAGGCCAUUAAGUUUGAAGCCAAUUGAGAGAUAAGGGUCUGCCUCAGGGGAACCAAGAUCAGCUACCCUUAAAAAAUAUGAUCUCUAUAAAUAGUAUAACGAGGGAAACUUAGAAAGCUAAAGUUCGAAAAGAUAAAAUAGUAAUCAGAUAGAUAAAAGGAAUUCUUUAAAUAAAAAUGCUCUUGCUGCUGUAUAGUUAAUUCAUGAUGCAGUUGAUGACAUGAAAAAGAUUGAAUAAAUUAAGAAUUAAAGCCCCACUAUGAAAGAACCAAGUAAUAAGGAUUUGGAAUAAGAAAUUAACAAUCAUUUCAAAGAUAUGAAUAAGGACAAGAUUCAGAUGUCUUCCAAACUCUAGAAAAAAUUCAACAAGAGGACGAUUCAGACUUUUAUCUCCAAGAAGUUUGAUAUAGAGAAGGAAAUAAAGAGGAAGUGA
This is a messenger RNA of Stylonychia lemnae, 2757 nucleotides long. The record is from the annotation of a GenBank genome assembly. Lineage: Eukaryota; Ciliophora; Spirotrichea; Sporadotrichida; Oxytrichidae.